Molecule: messenger RNA, 2122 nt
Organism: Arabidopsis thaliana (thale cress)
Lineage: Eukaryota; Viridiplantae; Streptophyta; Magnoliopsida; Brassicales; Brassicaceae
Product: B-block-binding subunit of TFIIIC protein
Exons: 5
Coding region: 125-2122 (665 amino acids)
Biological process (GO): transcription initiation at RNA polymerase III promoter
Cellular component (GO): transcription factor TFIIIC complex
Molecular function (GO): DNA binding
Source: RefSeq, marked reviewed
GAAAUUGUUGAGUAAAUAUGCUAGACACCGUGCAGCUCUUGGGGCAAAAUUUCAUGGAGUAAAUUGGGCUUCAGUUCAAGAACUACCUGCACCUCCUUUACCUUGCAAGAGACGGAUUCAAACAAUGAUGAGGAAUGAUAAAGUUCGUAAGGCGGUCAUGAGGCUUUGCAAUCUACUCAGUGAGCGUUAUGCAAAACAUCUAAAGACGGAAUCAGAUUCUGUUGAGCAUCGUAAAGAUGAAGGAAAAUGGGAUGACUUCAAUGAAAAGAGUAUAAGCCAAGCCUUUAAUAAUGUUCUUGAGCUCAAGAAGAUGGGUAAACUGAUGCCCUCUCAACGGACGAGACCUGAAAUUCACACAGAGGACAUUCAAACUGUUUCUAUUGAUCAAGUUAAAGAUACAUCGCGUCUUCAUCAGAUUUUUAAGCAUGUAGAUGAAAAGGACAAUGGUUGUAUACAAGUGCAGGAAUCUCUGGUAGUGUCUACCGCUGUUGAACUGUUAAAGCUUGUGUUUCUAAGCAUGCCUACUGCACCUAGUAUGCCAAAUUUACUGGAAGAUACCUUACGACGAUAUUCCGAGGGUGACCUCUUCACCGCCUAUAGCUACCUCCGAGACAAAAAGUUCUUGGUUGGUGGAAGUGAUGGACAACCAUUUGUGUUAUCUCAGAAUUUCUUGCAUAGUAUUUCAAAGUCACCAUUCCCGGUUAAUACUGGGAAAAGAGCUGCCAAGUUCUCAAGUUGGCUUGUCGAACACGAAAGAGAACUUAUGGAUGAGGGAGUCACUCUUACUUCAGAUUUGCAAUGUGGUGAUGUUUUGAAUUUCUUUUCAUUGGUUGCUUCUGGUGAACUCUCUUUAUCUGUAUCUUUGCCUGAAGAAGGUGUUGGGGAGCCUGAACAUCGAAGAGGUUUAAAACGUAGAGCUGAGGAUGUAGAAGAAUCUGAACUUGAUAGUGCUAAGAAAUUUAAGUUACUAGGUGAAGGUGAAAUCAACGUCCGAAAGGAAAAGGGUUUCCCUGGUUUAGCAGUAUCUGUUCAUCGUGUAACUAUACCAAUAGCUAACGCAAUAGAGUUGUUUAAGGAUGAUGACUCUUGGUCCGGUGAACUUCAUUUCAUGUCGGGAGAAACAAAUAAUGGCUGUGGUUCUGAUGAUAUGAAAGAACUUUUGGACUCUAAGGAUGCUACUGUGAUACCAGGUAGUUUAGUUGAUUCUCCUUGGCAAGCAAUGGCUAGUGUUGCUAGUUGUAUUAUGUCCGGUUCUGCAGAGGAGCAACAGAGUUUAAUCAGUCCCGAGGUUUUCGAAGCGGUUUCCAAUGCCCUUCACAAGGCUGGUGACCAAGGUCUAAGCAUUGAAGAAGUCCACUUUCUUAUUAAUAUUCCAAGCCAAGAAACUUGUGACUGCAUUGUAGAAGUACUUCAAACAUUUGGAGUAGCUUUGAAGGUAAAUGGCUAUGAUAAUUUCCGUCUUGUCCAUUCGCUCUACCGAUCAAAGUACUUCUUGACAUUGGCGGAUGGUGGAACUACCCAAAAUGGUCAACAGUCUCAACCAGCGAACUACGUAGAAAAAGCUUUGGAGGAACAUAGGUCAAACGAUGUUGUCACCAGCGACUACAGUACUUCAAAAGACAAGCAAGUUCAUGUUUCUGAGAACAGCGUUCACAAGGUCACGAUUCUUAACAUUCCUGAAAUGGCUGAAACAAGCGGUUUGCAAGAGGAAUCUACCAAAGCUCCAUCUGUUACUUUUGGAACGAGCAUCGAAGGCGAAACGAAGGAAUCAACUUCUGUGAAGUCACAACCUAUAUUUCCAUGGAUAAACGCAGAUGGAUCAGUAAAUAAAGUUGUAUUCGAUGGACUAGUUCGUCGCGUUCUUGGUACCGUGAUGCAAAAUCCCGGUAUACCAGAGGAGGAAAUCAUAAACCAAAUGGACGUACUAAAUCCUCAGAGCUGUAGAAAGCUUCUGGAGUUGAUGACACUAGAUGGGUACAUGAAAGUAAGGGAAAUGGUGCAAACCAAAUUUAGCGGUCCUCCGUCUUUGUUAACCGGUCUUCUCUUUACCGGUCAUAGAAAAACGGAACUUAUCAGCCGGAAACACUUCUUUGCCAACUCCAAGGGACUCUUUGCAUUGUAA